GAAAACAACCAUUUGGUGAGUCGCAAAUAUUUAAUACUAGACAAAUAGAAAAAAUAUAUUGUAAAGUUAUAAUGGCUUUCAACUCACAGCGUACAUUUAGAGCCCCAACUUUCCGGUCACAACUUUCAGUUCGUCGUGUGUAUGAAACUUUGGAGCCAAGAUCAGAACAGAAAGAAACUCCUGUAGCUCACUUUCUUCAUGUUUAUCUUCCUGGUUAUACAAAGGAUCAAAUGAGGAUUACAUUGCAAGACGCAUCACAAGUGUUGAGGAUUUCAGGUGAACGACCAAUUCAAGGCAACAACAGAUGGAGAAAAUUUGACCAAACAUAUCCUGUUCCAGAAAACAGUGAUGUAGGAACACUUGAAGCUAAGUUUGAACAAGGAACUCUCAUUCUUAAAAUGCUAAAGAAACCCAUUUCAACACCACAAGAAGUGGAAAAAAUUCAACUAGACCACCCUUCAAGUAAUAAAGGUUUAGAUGAAGCAAAGCUUGAAAAAGUCCAAGAGACAAUACCACCAACUCAAGACAUGAAAAGUGAUUCACCUCAAUCUCAAAGCAUUGAGAAAAAGACACAAGAGGCUAUUCAUGAUGACACAUUGUCUCAAAUUGCUAAACAAACACUUACCAAUAAUGAGCCUCAAAAGGAUCAACAAGAUCUUGAGCCAAAACCAACAUUCAAGGACACAUCCAAGGCACAAAUUUAUGAAAAGGCUCAAGAGCAAUUUGUGGCAAAACCAACAUUCAAAGACACAAUAAAAACACAGGAAGAUGAAAAGGCUCAAAAGGGUCCACAAGAAUUUAAGCCAAAACAAACAUUCAUUGAGAGAACCAAAACACAAGUAGAUGAAAAGGGUCAAGAGGAAUUUGAGAAAAAACCAACAUUCAUUGAGAGAACCAAAACACAAGUAGAUGAAAAGGCACAAAAGGAUCAAGAAGAAUUUGAGAAAAAAACAACAUUCAUUGAGAGAACCAAAACACAAAUAGAUGAAAAGGCUCGGAAAGAUCAAGAGGAAUUUGAACCAAAACCAAUAGAAAAAGUGGUUACCAACAAAAACUUUGAGGAAAAGAUAAUGAGAAAGAGUGAUCAUGAAGAUGCUGAGGAGGAAAGGAUCUUAAAGAAGGAAAAACUUGAAGAGAAAUAUGAGAAGCCUUAUGAGUCAAGUAAGACAAUGAAAGAUGUGAAAGAAAAUGAAAUUGAGAGAGAAGAACACUCUACUCCAAAAGUUACAAAUAAUGAAAAGGAAUCUAGUAGCAGAGUUUCUCCCAAUCAAGAAGAGAAGAAUGGAAUCGGAAAAUUAGCUGCUGCUUCUACUCAAUUUCUAACAAAAAUGACAGAAGGGAAAUGGAGUGGUGAUGAGAGACAUUUGGUUGAAAAUGUAGGUGCUGCAGUUCUAGUGAUUGCUGCUUUUGGAGCCUAUAUAUCAUAUAGGUUUUCCACUUAAGGGAGAACUAUAACUAACUAUAGUCCUACUUAUGGAGAAAUAAUGUUUGAUGCAUGAAUAAAGUCUCCUCUCAACUAAUACAAAAACCUAUAAUCACGUUCCUUCAAAACUAAAACUAAA
This is a messenger RNA of Vicia villosa (hairy vetch), 1562 nucleotides long. Its product is annotated as inactive protein RESTRICTED TEV MOVEMENT 2-like. The coding region runs from base 72 to 1442 and encodes 456 amino acids. Lineage: Eukaryota; Viridiplantae; Streptophyta; Magnoliopsida; Fabales; Fabaceae. The transcript is spliced from 2 exons. The record is from RefSeq and is a predicted model, not a curated record.